AGGGGGCGGGGCUUCACGGGAGUUUAAAAGGCGCGCGCGGGGCGGAGCAGCGCACUUGUCGCCGGCCAUGAGCUCGCGCCCUGACUUCUCCGCGGAUCCCGAGGCCCCGUGGACGUCCGCGCCGCUCUCCCCGGCCUGCCGCCUGCUCCGCUGGGGCCUGGGCGCCGCGGCGCUGCUGGUGGCUGUGGCCGGGGGCGCAGCGAUCGGCACCUGGGUGGUGGCUCCCUACCUCGCCGCGCCGGGCGCCAGCCCCGCGCCCAGCCGGGGGCUCCACCGGAGCUCCGCGUCGAGUGUCCAGCCGGGACCCACGGAGGAGCCGGAACUGACAGCCAGGUUGUUGGCCCGAAACGUGACCCUGGGAAAUGGGACCCUGAGCUGGUACAGCCAUCAAGGGAUAGCAGGUGUGCACCUGUCCCCGGGCCUGACCUACGAUGAACACAGGCAGGAGCUGGUGGUGGCGAAGGCUGGACACUAUCAAGUCUGUUUACACCUGGAACUGAGCCACGUGUUGCCGACCUCCAGGGACUCCGGCAAGGUCUCUCUGGCCCUACACCUGGAGCCGCCACAAGCUGAGGCCACCGCCCACCCUCUGGCCGUGGACCUUUCGCCCUACUCCUCACUCCCAGUCCAGGGUUCCCGCUGCCAGCCGCUGCAGAUGGCCGACCUUCAGCGACUCAGUGUCCACCUCAGCGUCUACCUGCCCACCGGGGGCAGCAAGCACCAGGCCUGGCAGCUGGCCCAGCCCGCCACCCAACCCGCCACCAAGUUAGAACUCUUUCGACUGAGUGCCGACGUCCCAGACAGACGCCUGUCCACGUGAUGCCUGGUGUGGGUGCUCCCCACUUGCUGUCCUUCCUUUCUUGAAGCCCCUCGGCUGCGACCUCACGGGCUGGGCAGGGGCCCCUGUGCUGACCGCCCCUUUUCCAGGACUCUCCCCACUACCACGUAUUUAUUCUGAGCCUGAGCUCAGAAAGUGUUCUUUAUAUUGAUAUAUUGUAUUGCCCUUCUAUUUAUUGACCCCUUGCUGUGUUCCAGUCCGGUGCUAGAGAAUCACUGAAAAAACUAGACCCCAAAUAAACAUUUUUAUUUAUGUUAAUGUAUGAGGAACAUA
Heterocephalus glaber (naked mole-rat) is the source of this 1111-nucleotide messenger RNA. It is a transcript of the gene Tnfsf9, whose product is annotated as TNF superfamily member 9. Gene Ontology annotation, biological process: positive regulation of activated T cell proliferation; immune response; positive regulation of cytotoxic T cell differentiation. Gene Ontology annotation, molecular function: tumor necrosis factor receptor binding. NCBI's taxonomy places the organism in Eukaryota, Metazoa, Chordata, Mammalia, Rodentia, Bathyergidae. Gene Ontology annotation, cellular component: plasma membrane. The record is from RefSeq and is a predicted model, not a curated record.